Messenger RNA from Mobula hypostoma (lesser devil ray), 4866 nucleotides. RefSeq names its product TBC1 domain family member 8B (gene tbc1d8b). Bases 83 to 3451 code for a protein of 1122 amino acids. NCBI's taxonomy places the organism in Eukaryota, Metazoa, Chordata, Chondrichthyes, Myliobatiformes, Myliobatidae. Gene Ontology annotation, molecular function: calcium ion binding. The record is from RefSeq and is a predicted model, not a curated record. The transcript has 20 exons.
GUGGGAGGGUGCGAGGUGUGAGCAUGCAGUGAGGUGGCGGGGCGGCGGCGUUUUGUCCCCUCCCCCGGAACCGGGCGCCGAGAUGUGGUUGAAACCCGAAGAGGUGCUGCUGAAGAACGCCCUGAAGCUGUGGCUGACGGAGAAAAACCACAAAUACUUCGUCUUGCAGCGGCGCAGAGGGUACGGCGAGGGAGGCGGUGGACUAACGGGUCUCCUUGUUGGAACACUUGACACUGUGUUUGAUUCAACUUCCAAAGUAGCUCCAUAUCGCAUCCUACAUCAGAUACCAGAAUCGCAGAUUUAUUGGUCAAUUGCCUGUGGAGCCAGCAGUGAAGAAAUAAACCAACACUGGGAAUGGCUGGAGAAAAAUGUGAUGCCAAUACUUUCCAUAUUUGACAGUAAUGAAGAUGUUACCAGCUUUAUUCAGGGAAAAGUACGGGGGCUAAUAGCAGAAGAAUCUCAAAGUACAUCAAUAAAGCAGGAAGAUGACCCUGAGAAAUUUCGAGAGGUCUUGUUGAAGUUUGAUAAGUGGUUUGGACUGCCUGAGCAAGAGAAGUUGGUGACCUACUAUUCGUGCAGUUACUGGAGUGGAAGGGUACCGUGCCAAGGCUGGUUAUACCUCAGUGCCAAUUUUCUCAGCUUCUAUUCCUUUUUCCUGGGCAAGGAAGUUAAGAUUAUUAUUCCCUGGGAUGAAGUAUCACAGCUUACAAAGACAACAAAUGUAAUCUUCUCUGAGAGUAUACACAUUUGCAGUCAUGGAGAAGACUAUUACUUUUCAAUGUUCAUGCAUUUAAAUGAAACAUUUUUGCUGAUGGAACAGCUGGCAGAUUAUGCUGUAAAGAGAUUAUUUGAUAAAGAAACCUUUGAAAUGGAUUUAUUGCUCGAUGAUCAUUUACAAAUAACAAAAAGACUUUUGGAGAAUCGAGCGAGGAAUGAAUAUUUCACUGCACUCUUUAGGCUUCCCAGGGAAGAAAGUCUGGAUGACGUACUUGACUGUUUUCUUUGGAUUCCCUUUUACCAUACCCAUGCAUUUGGGAAAAUGUUCAUUUCGGAAAAUUACAUCUGCUUCAGUAGCCAGGAUGGAAAUCAUUGUAAUGUAGUCAUUCCACUGCGGGAGGUCACUGGUAUGGAAACGCCAGGUGGUUCAGGCAAACACAUCUCCUUCAGUACCAGAAGUAAAAUAACAUUUCGCUUCACUGAAAUUAAGGACAGUGAUGGUCUGACGAAGAAACUCCAAGGGAAGCUGAAGUGUGGCACGAGUGGAAGCACACAAGACACUUUAGGAAAAGGAGAGGAAUCUUGUCUACAAGUUGCUCAGGGAGAUGAUGCCUUCCUUGGGCACAGUGAUUCCAUGUUUUCACUUACUGGUGAACAACAUAGUGCAUUACUGAAAGAAAGCAAUAAAACAGUCAAUACCGAAGCAUUAAUGCGAGCCUUUCAUCCACAAGAGGCAGAAAAUCUGGAUUCAAAAAUGUUAAAAGAAAAGAUGAAGGUGCAGUCAUGGAACAUUCAUUUUGUAGAAUAUGGUCAAGGAGUCUGUAUGUUUCGUACAAAAAAGACUCGAGAACUGGUAAUGAGAGGAAUCCCAGAAGCUUUAAGGGGAGAACUUUGGCUGUUGUUUUCAGGUGCAGUUAAUGACAUGGCUGCUCACCCAGGCUAUUAUACGCAAUUGGUGGAAAGGUCGAUGGGCACCUGUACUCUGGCUACUGAUGAAAUAGAACGUGACCUACAUCGCUCACUGCCUGAACAUCCAGCUUUUCAAAGUGAUACAGGCAUCUCUGCACUGAGAAGAGUUCUCACAGCCUAUGCUUCCCGGAACCCGAAGAUAGGCUAUUGUCAGGCGAUGAAUAUUUUGACAUCUGUUUUACUACUUUAUGCAAAAGAAGAAGAAGCCUUUUGGUUACUGGUUGCUGUGUGUGAAAGGAUGUUGCCAGAUUAUUUCAAUCGUCGAAUAAUUGGUGCUUUGGUGGACCAGGCAGUGUUUGAAGAAUUCAUUAGAAGUCACCUUCCUCAGCUGACUGACCACAUGACAGAUAUGACUUUCUUCUCAUCUGUUUCCUUGUCCUGGUUUCUCACUAUCUUCAUUUCUGUGUUGCCCAUCGAGAGUGCAGUGAACGUCGUCGAUUGUUUUUUCUUCGAUGGUAUAAAAGCAAUCCUACAGCUGGGCCUGGCCAUUCUAGAUUAUAACAUGGACAAGCUGCUACUCUGCAAAGAUGAUGCUGAGGCAGUCACCAUUUUAAACAAAUUUUUUGAUAACGUCACCAACAAGGAUAGCCCUUUACCACCAAUGGUGCACCAUCCUGUUCUAGAUUGUGAUGACAAGCAUCCUCAUCCUAAAGUGGACAUAACUGAACUUAUCCGGGAAUCUUAUGAGAAAUAUGGUGAGGUUCAAUCAAUGGAAGUUGAAAGUCUGCGACGUAGGAGCAGGUUAUAUGUCAUUCAGACUCUAGAAGAUACUACAAAACAAAAUGUGCUGCGGGUUGUAUCUCAGGAAGUGAUGUUCAGCUCUAAAGAUUUGGAAGACCUCUAUGAGCUAUUUAAGCGAGAGCAUUUCCUGAGCUGCUACUGGAUUUCACAUAGUUCAGCACUCAAACACCAUGAUUCUAGCCUCCCAUAUCUAGAACAGUAUCAAAUCGACAGUAAGCAGUACCGCAGGCUGUUCAAGCACUUGAGUCCGUGGUCUCAUUCUGCAAAUGCAGAUUCAUUAGCAAUGUGGAGCUUUCGGCUUCUAGAUGAAAAUUUGGACAACCUGAUCAAUUUCAAAGAAUUUGCGUCUGUUCUAGAUGUGAUGUACAAUGGAUCAUUUACAGACAAAAUGAAAUUGCUUUUUAAAUUACAUAUUCCACCAGCAUUUAUUGAAGAUGAAGGAAUAAUUCCCAUGGCGUCAAAACACCCAGAACUUUUUGAAGGAGCAAAGACCUAUGGUGAUCAGCUUAAUGGAAGUAACAAAGGGAAGGUUGAUAUCCAGUCCUAUUUGAAACAGUGUCAUGACGAACUGGUGCGGAAGGAAGAAAGUAUCCGAGCCCUCCCCAGGAUAAAUCAGUCGCAAUUUGUCCACUUUUCCAAGACGCUAUACAAUCUGUUCCACGGUGAUCCCAACGAGGAAGCACUCUACCGAGCUAUAACUACUGUCACCAGCCUCUUGCUUCGAAUGGAAGAAGUGGGACGAAUGUUGAACAGCCCCAACUCCCCCAUCCACAGUGCAUCAGUUGCAAGCCACAACUGCCGAAGCAGCAGUGAUGGCCAAGAGACCCAGAAGGCCGAAGAAGCACUCCAGGAAUCUAACACUGACAUUGGUUGGACCUUUGCCUUUGAACAGAUACUGGCAUCGCUGUUGAAUGAACCAGUUCUGGUUACAUUUUUUGAAAAACAUUUUGACGUAAAGGUAAAAAUAGAACAAACUAAAUCUUUUCAACUGAAGGCUAAAUAUCAGCCAACAACCAAUGACUGAGUUUGUGGUGUGAUUCCCAUAUGCAAUAUUCCAUUCUGCAUUGAUGCAAGAAUAUGAUGCAAGAAGCUCUGAAUCUCUUCAUUGGUGGACAAUAGGUAAAUGCCUCAGCCAUUUCGCAAGAUGUUUCUCUACUGCCUUGCCUGCCACAGGUUUUACCCUGUUAAUUAAUGCCUCUGUUAAAAUAGCAUGGAAAUUUGCACAAAUGAAGUUAUUAAUUAUUCUCAUAACUGACCGUGAUGUCUAGGCUGCAGUUUUACUUUGGAGCAUAGGAUAUCAGUUUAAUAGAUUUUGUACAAGCACAAAACUACCUAUCCAUUCCUGACACUGAAUGAGUUUGUUUGCUCCCCCUGGGCUGGUGUAAGGGUGUUUCUGAGAUCUCUUAUAUGAAAUGGGAUGCUGAAACAUGUUGAAAGACAAACUGACUUAAGGAAAUUUGGUCAUGAAAUCAUAUUGUUCUGCUCAAUUCUGUAGCAGACUUUUGUUUUUGUUCUGUACUUGUUCACCACAAUUUUGUUCUGAGCUCUCCUUUCAGCCUGUAGAGGGCGCCCACAUAAUAUUUUUCCCAUUGGUUAGAGAAUAAGAUUUAAAAAAUGUGCUGUCCUUUUAUAGUUUAAGCAGUCACUGGACCGUAGGCAAAUGCAUUUGAUUUAUACUCGUGUUUGUUUUUUAAUAUUAAAAAAAAAACUAUUUGUAGCUCUUCAAAUUGUUAGAAAAGGGAAUCUUUAAAAACAAAUAGUCCUGUAUUUUUGAAGUAUGUUGCACACUUGUACAAUUUCAGAAGUUUAUCAAUCUAUAUUAGCUUUCUUGCGUAAAAAUGUUUUUGUAUGAAACUAUAAUUAUAGCAUACAGUAUAUUUAAAGAGGACUGAGCUAUUUAGUGAUCUGAUCAUCCUGAUAUAGUAAUUACAAAAAUGUAUAAUUAUGAAAUUUAUAUGCGUCCUUACAGUUCAAAUAGCAAGAAAAGAAACAUUAGUCACAAAAAUAUACUUUGGUUUACUUGCUGACGUUCACUGAAGAUGGUGCAUUGUUCUAAUUGAAGUGCAAAGGCAGAUUAUAUUCCAUGCAAAAAUUAUAGCACUAUAAAUAUACCAUUGGCUGCUCAAAGUCAUUGCUCUUAAACGUAAACUAAACACUAAAAUAAUUCUGCCAAAUCUUAGUUUUUUAGGAUCAAAUGUAAAAAACAGAUUUAAAGUUAUAAAUGCAACUUUUUGUGCCAAUUAUUGGGGCAGUUGCUUUAUGUUGUAUGUUUAAUUUCUGUAUUCAACUUGUGAUGAUUCCUUGCUUUAAGUUCCUUAGUUUCACAUUGUAAGACAAGCUUACCUCACGGAUAUGUUAAAAAUUAAAUCUUUCGGUUUUCAAUUUAGUGUUUUUUUUUAGUCUGUGUUCUCUGUUCUUUGUUUCAAAAUAAAAUAAAUG